UGAGUUUUUGUUUGUUCCUCAGGGGAAGUUCACAUGCCUUCUGGGAAGACAGCCCCCGCAGAUAUUGUUGACAACAAAGAUGGUACUGUGUCUAUUCGAUACGUUCCCACAGAAACUGGACUGCACGAGCUGGCCAUUAAAUGUAAUGGAGCUCACAUCCCAGAAAGCCCACUGCAGUUCUUCGUGAAUUAUCCAAACACAGGAAGUGUCUCUGCAUAUGGACCAGGCCUUAUCUAUGGGGUCGCCAAGAAGCCAGCCACAUUCACAAUUAUAACAGAAGAUGCUGGAGAAGGGGGCCUGGAUCUGGCAAUAGAAGGGCCCUCCAAGGCAGAGAUCAGCUGCAUUGAUAACAAAGAUGGCACUUGCACUGUGACAUAUCUGCCCACCCUUCCAGGAGAUUAUAACAUCCUAGUGAAAUAUAAUGACAUACACAUCGCUGGAAGCCCUUUUGUUGCAAAAAUCACAGAUGAUAGCAGGCGGCGCUCACAAGUAAAACUCGGUUCCACGGCAGACUUUUUAUUGGAUAUCACGGAGACUGAUUUGAGCCUUCUGUCUGCCAGUAUAAAAGCCCCAUCUGGUCGUGAUGAGCCCUGUCUUCUGAAAAGGCUUCCAAACAACCAUAUUGGAAUUUCAUUCAUCCCAAGGGAAGUUGGGGAGCACUUAGUCAGCAUUAAGAAAAAUAGCCGCCACAUACCCAACAGUCCUAUAUCCAUCAUGGUUUACCAGUCAGAAAUAGGGGACGCCAGCAAGGUGAAAGCCUUUGGGCCAGGUCUGAUUGAAGGGCGGUCGUAUGAGAUGUCAGAUUUUAUUGUGGAUACCAGAGAGGCAGGCUACGGUGGGCUCUUGCUGGCAGUGGAAGGACCCAGUAAAGUAGACAUCCAAACAGAGGACCUAGAGGAUGGCACAUGCCAGGUCUCCUAUUGUCCAACAGAACCAGGAGUUUACAUUGUAUCCAUCAAGUUUGCAGAUGAGCAUGUUCCAGGAAGCCCAUUCACAGCCAAAGUGAUUGGGGAGGGAAGAAUGAAGGAGAGCAUCACACGCAGGAGGAAAGCACCAUCUGUGGCCUCAGUGGGUGGCCUUUGCGAGCUGAACCUGAAAAUACCAGAAAUUGACCGACAUGAACUGACGGCAAAGGUCAUCAGCCCAUCAGGGAGGAAACAAGAAGCAGAGAUUGUUGAUCUUGGACAGAACACGUCGUGUGUGCGUUUUGUGCCACAAGAGACCGGGAUCCACACCGUGAGCGUAAAAUACAAAGGGGAGCAUGUGCCAGGGAGCCCAUUCCAGUUCACCGUGGGACCCCUGGGAGACGGUGGAGCUGAGAAAGUGAAGGCUGGAGGCCCUGGAUUAGAAAGAGGAGAGGCUGGAGUUCCAGCUGAAUUCAGUAUAUGGACCCGGGAAGCUGGUGCCGGAGGCCUCUCCAUUGCUGUAGAAGGCCCAAGUAAAGCUGAACUUUCAUUUGAAGACCGGAAAGAUGGCUCUUCUGGAGUUUCCUAUGUUGUACAAGAGCCUGGUGACUACGAAGUGAUUAUCAAGUUCAACGAUGAACAUAUUCCCCAGAGCCCAUUCCUAGUUCCCAUCGUUGCCACUUCGGACGAUGCCCGUCGGCUCACUGUCACCAGCCUUCAGGAAUCUGGAUUGAGAGUUAACCAACCAGCAUCCUUUGCCAUACGGCUUAAUGGGGCUAGAGGCAAGAUUGAUGCCAAGGUUCAUAGCCCGUCUGGAGCGGUGGAGGACUGCUUUGUCACUGAACUGGAACCAGAUAAGUAUGCUGUACGCUUUAUGCCCCGGGAGAAUGGGAUCCACAUGGUUGACGUCAAGUUUAAUGGGAGCCACGUUCCUGGGAGUCCAUUUAAAGUCCGAGUAGGGGAGGCAGGACAGGAAGGAGAUCCAGGGCUAGUUACAGCCUACGGAGAUGGACUGGAGACUGGUACUACAGCGCCUUGUGGGUAUCGGUGGUACCAGUGAAACCUCCUCUAUCAUCGUUCAGUCCGUAACCCGAGCUUCCACGGAGACCACGUACAGCGCUUUGCCGAGAUUUGCAUCAGAUGCCACCAAAGUGACGUCCAAAGGCGCCGGCCUAUCAAAAGCUUUCUUGGGACAAAAGAGCACUUUUACUGUAGACUGCAGCAAAGCAGUUCCAACAUUCUGCUGGUGGGGGUCCACGGCCCCACCCUGCCCUGCGAGGAGGUCUCUAUUAAACACAUGGGGAACAAACACUACACUGUCACUUACCAUGUGAAGGAGAGAGGGGAUUAUUUGCUGGUGGUGAAAUGGGGA
Messenger RNA from Xenopus laevis (African clawed frog), 2277 nucleotides. RefSeq names its product filamin-B-like. Lineage: Eukaryota; Metazoa; Chordata; Amphibia; Anura; Pipidae. The record is from RefSeq and is a predicted model, not a curated record. The coding region runs from base 34 to 1965 and encodes 643 amino acids. The transcript has 14 exons.